This is a messenger RNA of Cylicostephanus goldi, 495 nucleotides long. NCBI's taxonomy places the organism in Eukaryota, Metazoa, Nematoda, Chromadorea, Rhabditida, Strongylidae. The record is from the annotation of a GenBank genome assembly.
GUCACUGUUAUGAUUGGUGGUGAGCCAUACACACUUGGACUUUUUGACAGUGCCGGUCAAGAAGAUUUUGAUCGUCUUCGACCUCUUUCGUACCCGGGAACUGACAUCUUCCUCGUCUGCUUCUCCGUAGUUGCACCAAUUUCGUUUGAGAAUGUUCAAGAAAGCUAUUCUCAGUGGAUCCCAGAACUCGCUCAUUAUAGCCCAAAUAUCCCAUUUCUAUUAGUGGGCACACAAGUGGAUCAACGGUAUGAGCGUACAGUGGUAGACAAACUGGCCAGGAAUAGGCAAAAGCCAAUUACGAAAGAAAUGGGAGACAAAUUAGCAAGAGAUUUGGAAGCUGUCCAAUAUGUGGAAUGUUCAGCACUCACUCAGGUGAGGUUUUUCUUGGAAAAUGUCUCAACAAAAGGACUGAAAGCUGUAUUUGACGAAGCAUUUAUGGCUGUGUUGGAGCCAAAAACAAGAAGAAUCAAGGAACGGAAAUGUAAAAUCCUGUAA